ACGCCAUAUUGAAGCCUGGCAGAGGCCGAGGCGGGGCAGUGGGAGUGAGCCUUCGAGGUGGGUGAGGGGCGGGCGAGCAGCCUUGUUAACUCGUAGCUGGGACCUGGGUAUGGAGAAGCCGGCUUCGGUUUCACACCGACCGAUCCUCCUUGGCUUCCCUCAGCGCCACUGCGCAUGCUUGGGACGGUUUGACCGCGGCUGUUUUGUCUUCUUUUUCUGUUGGUUUUCCGAAGGAGCACUUGCCAGUUUCUCAAAUUCCUGAGACCUCUACAACACCGAGCAUGAGCGACUGGAUGCCCAUUGCCAAGGAAUAUGACCCGCUUAAAGCUGGCAGCAUCGAUGGUACAGAUGAAGACCCCCAUGACCGAGCUGUGUGGAGGGCCAUGUUGGCCCGCUAUGUCCCCAACAAAGGAGUCACCGGUGACCCCCUCCUUACCCUGUUUGUGGCACGACUGAACUUGCAGACCAAAGAAGAGAAGUUAAAGGACGUCUUCUCACGGUAUGGUGACAUCCGGCGGCUGCGGCUGGUUCGGGACUUGGUGACAGGCUUCUCCAAGGGCUACGCCUUCAUUGAGUACAAGGAGGAGAGGGCCCUGAUGAAGGCCUACAGAGAUGCUGAUGGCCUGGUCAUCGACCAGCACGAGAUAUUUGUGGACUAUGAGCUAGAGAGGACCCUCCGCGGCUGGAUCCCUCGGCGGCUGGGUGGUGGAUUGGGCGGGAAAAAGGAAUCUGGGCAACUGAGGUUCGGUGGCCGAGAUCGGCCUUUCCGAAAACCCAUUAACUUGCCAGUUGUCAAGAAUGAGCCACAUAGAGAAGGAAAAAGGGAAAGGAGGGAGCGAUCUCGAUCUAGGGACAGACACUGGGACCCCAGGCCCAGGGACCGGGACCAUGAUAGGGGCCGAGAGAAGCACUGGCAAGAGAGGGCCAGGGUGUGGCCUGAGAAUGAUUGGGAAAGAGAGAGGGAGUUCAGGGAGGACAGAGCCAAAACCAGGGACAAGAGGGACAGAAGUAAGUAGAGCCGGCAGCAGGCAGUGGAGAGGGGCUGAAGCACCAGGCCUCCGUCAGGCUGGGGAUUGAACUGGAGAGGGCGGCAUGCCAGGCAAGCGCUCCAAUCACAGCCACAUAGGAUGGGAGGGAGAAACAACUGUCUAAGAGGUCACCGGCUCACGUGGAAAUAGAACUAAGUUUUCACGUGCUGUCAGCCCAGCACUUGGGAGUUGGAGACAGGUGUAUGGAAAGAGAGGGGGGUUAAUAAAGAAUCUGUCUUCGCUGUCUCACACCCUUUGAGGUGGGGUUAAAUCUGUGGCAGAGGGGAUGGUGGUUUAAAACCCUUAAGUAGCCUGAGGUGGUGACACACCCCUGCCAUCCUAGCGCUGGGGAGGCAGAGGCAGGAGAAUUGCAAGUUUGAAGCCAGUUUAGGGUACAAAAUAAGACCCUGUCUCAAUAGCCUAUGAGAAUUAGUUAUACUGACAUUUACUCCUGGGAGUCUUUUCCAUUUCAUGUUUGUAGCCCCAGGGUUUGCUGAAUUGGAAGAAAAGGGCCUGGAAAGGCCAAAUCCAAGGAUUUGACAGCAGGUUGAGCAUCUGGGUCAGCAGGCAGCUGCUGUCAGGUCCAUGUAAUCGCUCCCUGAGAAAGUGCUGACCACCAGCCUUCUUCCCAGACUGGCAUUUAAAGUGAAAGUCUUGCAGGGCUAUGACCUGUAGCUGACUCAGAGCUCUCUUAAGAUAAACCCAGGCAAUGGUGGCGCGUGCAGAGGCAGGCAGAUCUUUGUGUUUCAGGCCAGCCAGGCCAGCCAGGGCUGCUCAGUGAGACUAUCUCAGCAGGAAUGAGAUGAAAGAAAGGGAGGAAGGAGAGACUGCCUGAACCUAGUUUGAAGGGCUGGUGAAGCCCUUUCUCUGACUAUCUGGAUUUGGGUUUGCUGGACAGCUGGGUUCUGUGAACUUGAAAUCAACCAAAGACUGCUCUCAAGACUUUAAAAAUAAAAUUGCAUUUAGCUGUA
Messenger RNA from Mastomys coucha (southern multimammate mouse), 1999 nucleotides. It is a transcript of the gene Snrnp35, whose product is annotated as small nuclear ribonucleoprotein U11/U12 subunit 35. The transcript has 2 exons. NCBI's taxonomy places the organism in Eukaryota, Metazoa, Chordata, Mammalia, Rodentia, Muridae. Gene Ontology annotation, biological process: mRNA splicing, via spliceosome. The record is from RefSeq and is a predicted model, not a curated record. Gene Ontology annotation, cellular component: precatalytic spliceosome; U12-type spliceosomal complex. Gene Ontology annotation, molecular function: mRNA binding; snRNA binding. The coding region runs from base 282 to 1016 and encodes 244 amino acids.